Messenger RNA from Prunus persica (peach), 2414 nucleotides. RefSeq lists its product as uncharacterized. NCBI's taxonomy places the organism in Eukaryota, Viridiplantae, Streptophyta, Magnoliopsida, Rosales, Rosaceae. The transcript has 2 exons. The record is from RefSeq and is a predicted model, not a curated record. The coding region runs from base 1 to 1086 and encodes 361 amino acids.
AUGGCUUCACUUCCUACAGUGAUCCGUCUUGAUCUGUUUUUCAACGUGAAAAAACCACAAAAAGAAAAAGUAGAAGACGACGACAACGAGCAGAAGCAGGCCUCCCUAGAUUCACAUUAUUCCCUUAAUCUUCUGCCGCAACUGCUGGAGGUAGCCUGGUCCCACGAUCCCCUAACCACCCUCAAGCUCAUCUUCAACCUCAACUCUUGUCAUUUUCAUACGGGAAAAUGGUACACCGACGCCUUCUACACGGCGGCGUUUUGGCUCCACAAGAACCACCCCAAGACGCUAGUUUGCAACAUCGAUUCCUUUUCCACUCCGUUAGGGAAUCUUUGGGAACUUAUUGAUAUUCUCUACCGCCUUCUCGGAGAACACGCGGUUAUGGAUCUCUUCCUGAAGCGCUUGGAGUCUGAUGUUGAUAAAAUAAUGCAGCAUAAGCUGCAACUUAAGUCAUCCGAUUACUUAACGGACGAGGAAGAUGAGUUCAAGGAAGACGAAGACGAUGAAGAUAGUACUUUUGAUCCUCAUCGUUUCGUUACUGAGGCUGCAGCUUGUUUGGUUACCAAACACCCCACGGCCUCUCAUACCGCCCGCUCCGUUCUGCUGUGUGAAAGCAUUGCGAAGAGGCUUUUCACACCCAAAUCAGAUCAAUCGUAUGAACUGGAAGAGUGGGAGAAGUUUAGGAAAUUGGUUUUGGCGCCCUUGCGCAAUUAUUGGUAUCGUCAAGGAAUGUUUGACCAUCGCUGGAGCUGGGUGUUUGAGAAGCAGAAGUUGUGGCAUCUUCAAACCGCAGUUAACAGUGACAGGCAGAGGAGCUAUGAGGUUGAGAAGUAUUUGGAGGAGGUGAAAGUAGCAGCAGCAAGAGGAGGAGGCGGCAUUGGCAUAAUAAAGCCGGAUGCUUUGGUUCUAGGGGAGAUCAUAAAAUAUGUAUGCUAUGCGGAUUUCAGGGAAGUGGUUGAGCUUCAGUGGAAGGCAAUGGUGGAGGACAUAAACAGCAGCAAAAGCAGGGUUUGGGGAACUUUAAAAACUGCUUGGCAGUGUGUUGUCUCACUGAUAUCCUGGGCAAUGGCAGAGCAUGGGCUAUGAGUUUGGGACUUGUGGUGUCUGAACUGAGUGAAGAGCCGGUAUGGAAAGGAAAGGUGAUCACUUUCGGUGAUUCCCAAUAUGAGCUGCUGCUGCAUUCGAUACAAGGCGAUGAUCUCAAAUCCAAGGCCAAGUUUAUGAUGAGGACAAACAAAGAUUUCAGCAUAGCUAAUUUUCCAGAGGCGUGUGAUUUGAUUCUGGAAGUGGCUGUGAAUGAGAACUUAAAGCCAGAGCAGAUGGUCAAGAAGGUGUUUGUGUUCACCGACUUUUCAUGCCGUGGUAUCGACUGGAAGCCUAGUUAUGAGGCAGUACGGAGAUUUUGAGUGGCUACUUAGACAAUUUGGGCAAGGUAUUCUUGGACAAUGGUGGAGAAAUUGGCGCGCACCAACUCAUGGAAGCAGCCAUUGCUGACAAAGAGUAUCAAGCUCUCUCUGUGGUCGACUGAAUUUUAGUGAGAUCAAGAUCAAUCAAAUAGAUAUUUUGAGAUGCUCAAGGCCUCAUAAUUUCAUAAGAACUGAAGUUUAGCAUAGCAUUGCUUUAAGUUCAGGUUCUCUACCCAAGUUGUGAUAGUGUAGGUAAUGUUUAACUUUCCUUUUCCUUUGCACCCUUUGAGUUCCAGACAAAGGUAAAAGUAAAUUCAGGACAAGUUUUCACCUAUAUGGCUGAGAUUGUGUGUGUGUGUGUGUGUGUGUGUGUGUGUGUGAAUUGCAUAAAUUUACAUUACAUGCAGACAUAAUGAGUAUGAAGGCAACAAAUCUCAAGGCACAUAGGUGGGCGCCAACACUUAAAGCAUAUGCAAGCAAAAAGCUUGUUCCCUUUUACACGUCUUUUUCCUUCUGCAGAAUAGAUAAUAUAGGUAGCUUGGUAGAUUUUGUACUUUUUCAACUUAGACUCGAUUUCCCUUGCUAUAAAGCAGAGUAUAAACGACACACAACAACCAUGUGGGAUAUGAAAUGGAAAGCUUUGUUUAUAUGUCGUGCAAGUUCCUGAUUCUGAUGUCGAAAAUUAUCCACACCCAAAUCGCAAUUUCCGGAUUCAUAAAAGAGACAAGGAGCCAAUGAUGUUUUUGUAUUGUUGGUUCCAUAAAAGACUGAGAAACAAAAAUCUUUUGUGAUUUUUGUGAAAUCUGAAAAUAUACUAGCUAGUGAAAUUCACCAUUAUACUUGGGGGAGGAUAAAUCCAAAAUGCCAAGGAACAAAGCUAUAGGAUAAUUCCAACGGGUUGGCUUAUGCAUAGGCAUAGGUGAGAGAGCUAUGUGCCAAAUUGAAGUUUUUGGACCAAUUGCUUCCCAUAUUAUUCCUAGUUAAAAAUUUGAAGUAGAUAGGUAUGAG